AGGCUGGGGAGGGGGCGGGGCCGGUUCCUCGGGCCGGCCCGGCGUGUUGGGCCCCGCCGUGUCCAUGGUGACUGCCGCCGCCGGCCAGCGCUGGCACUCGGGGUGCGGGGCCAGCCGACAUGUACGACCGCGCUCCGCGGGCGCUGACUCGGCCCGCGGGGGGCACUGAGGCUCAUGUGGGGCCCGGCUCCUACCAGCUGCAGCCCGGGAAACAGCAGAAAGCAGAUGGCUAUGCUCCAUUUCUUUCUUUGACAACUCGAGACUUUGCCUUUACUUUUCCAAACGCUGAGGUUGAUGUUCCAGGACCAGGACACUAUGAUAUUGCCAAAGUACAGAAUAAUAUAAAAGGUGGUGAGAGUCUGCAGAACAAAGAAAAACGUUUCAAAGAGAUCCGUACAGAAACUCCAGGACCGGGAAGCUAUAACCAACCUCCUGCUGUGGAGUUAGAGAUUAAUAACAGGAAGGAGAGAGAGCCUAAAGAACAUAGUCAACAGAGGACUGCUGGCAGUAUAAAAGUCUACCGAAAAGUGGAUGGUCCCUCUAUCCCUUCUCCUGGCCAAGCAUUUGGGUAUGAAGAAGCUGAGGAUGGCACUCUUAUUAAACAAUACCCACCUCAAAGAGAUGUGACAUUGGGUCCAGCAUACUAUCGACCAGUAAUUGGUGCUAUCAGCAGCAUCCUAAUCACUGACAUUGCUUCAGCCUGGAGAAGGCAGCAGGCCCAGCUGAGGGCAAUUAUACACUUUCUGUAUGUGGAGUGUGAGAACCUGGGUGACCAUCACUGGGCUAACAAGAAUGGUACUUAUUCUGCCAUGAAGUAUAAAGGAGUACAUUUUGGUAAUUUAACAGGAAAACGUAGUGAAUUUAAGGCUCAAGCAGGGCCUGGACCUGGGGAGUAUGAUAUAACUCAGGAAAGUGCACUGCAUUAUGAGAAUGUCAACAUCAAAAAGGAAGACAAGAAAAAAUAUGAACCCUAUGUCCCACGGUAUCAUGAAGUAAUAGUAUUACAGGAAGAAAAGAAGGGUGUUCCAGGACCUGGACAAUAUGAAAUAAAAAGUCAGUUUCAGAAGGUGGAGAAUACAACACAGAAUGGAAAUGAAGUUCCACGUGCUCCUUUUCUUUCGCAGUCCAAAAGAUUUGUACAUGUGAAAUCAAUCACCCCAGCUCCUGGUACAUAUAAUGAACCACGCUCAGCUCUUGAAUCCUUGAAGAAAACAUCAGGAAUGAAAAAGAUCCCAUUUGGUCAAACUACAGUUCGGUUCACUCAGGACUCCAGGCUCGAAAAAACACCAGGUCCAGCUUUCUAUAAUAAUCUCAACUGUAGUAUUGAAAAAGAGAAUUUUAAAAAAGCUUACAUGGAGAGUACAAAGAAAGGAGCAUUUGGAUCUUCAGCUCCUCGACCUCUAUAUGUUUUUAAGAGGGGAGCUUUCUGUACUCCUGGACCAGCUGAUUAUCAGGGCAAUAGGAGCACUGAAGAAUCACAUAAACAACAAAAGCAAUUAUCUGUUUUCUUGUCAUCAACAGAAAGAACUCCAGUAGUUACCAUGGAAGUUCCACCACCAGGCUCCUAUGAGGUUCAAAAAUCAUUUGAGAAAUCACACAGUAAAAGCCACUACAUGCCUCCCCGAACCACACUGGCUAAAAGAAAGCAUACCUCUUUUCUCAGUGCAACACCUAGAAAAAAUGUACCCAAUACUGACAAGAAUGUACCAGGACCUGGGACGUACAAUCCUGUCGUGAAGACAGCUUCCAUUAUUUCCCUCUUUGUUUCCAGAGUGGAGCGUUUUAAGGAAGUGAAAGAGAUUACUCCUGGCCCCGGAGCUUAUGAGGUGCGGGGGACCCCCUGGACAAGGGUAUGCCUGGCUAGCUGCGAUGCAAGAAGUGCCACAACUGCAGGAAGGUGAACUUGGCUGCAGACGAGCACUCUCAGUGCAUCCGCUGUCUCGGUGAGGGCCACAUCCAACAGAAGUGCUGCCCUGCCAGCAGCUCUGACCGAGAUUCCGCAAGGUCAGAGAGCUUUGCCAAAAAAUCAUCUUUAUGAAGGCAGCUCUCCGACUCCAGCCCUCUGACAGGUGUGAGUCUUCCCCUCAACCUUUGACUUUGAAGGAUAGUGAGUCGAAGAAAUGGUCUGGGGACUCCUCUCAUAAGUUGGAAAAGAGAGUGGGAAGUCUCCUCAGCGAGCUCAGGGAUAGCUGAAAGCGAUCACCAUCUUGCUUGGUGUCCUUGGCACCGCGGGCACAGAGAUCAUCUGGCACUCAUGGCAAAUGUCGGCCUCCAGUACUGUUGACAGGCCCACAGACUCUUUGGGCAUGGGCACUGAAUCUUUAGUACCGAGAGAUAAGGGCAAAUGGCCUAAGAUACUCCCGGUACACAAGUCAACAUCGGUACGGCCAGCAAUAUUAGCCCACCUGGCACCAGAGAGACUGGUGCGGACAAGUUCUCCAUCUCCCCUGGCACUGCCACUGAUGUGCGGGCACUCGGUACCAGCGGAAUUCCAUCAGAUGGUGACUGAGGCAUGUUGAAGGUACCUGACUCUCUGCCCCUCAGUACUGAGCUCAUGGCACUGAGCCAUUGGCAGGCACAGGGUAUCUCCCACAAUGAUGCUGUGCCACUCCAUUGCCAAGUGAGGGGUUGGAUAGUGAGCUGGAGGGAAUUUUGCAGUACGCCUCUCAAGGUCCUCUCAAGGUCCAUAUGGGAUCUACCAUCAACAAGAUCUGGGAACAUAUCAGCAGAUGGCAUUACCAUAAUCUUGGUACGGCCACCCCGGGCACCUCCGUCAGGACUUAUGCCAACACAGUGCCCCUAUUGGGACCCUUGGGUGGUGCUCCGACAGCCUGCCUCAAGGGUGUGAAGCAUCACCCAACAAUGCCACAGGCGUGCUCCCUUGGCCACAGCAUUGAGGGCCUUAGAGCCUCAAGAAAUGGAGAAGCAAGAAGGGGACAUGGAGGAGGAGGUAACACCUAAGGCCAUAUCCUUCUCUUCCCUGGAUGAAGCUUUCACUACCUUUCAUGGCAUAUGACUUCCACUUGUUUCAGGAGCUGGUGAAAAGAGUGGCAGACAUACCACUGGAGGAGGUCAAAGACACACACCACCAGCUCAUCGACAUCCUUCACUCUUCCUCCUCAUUGAAAAUCGCCCUCCCAAUCAAUGAGGCUCUCCUAGACCCAGCUGAGACAAUGUGGCAAACCCCAACAUCAGUAGCCCCCAUGUACAAGGGGGCAGACAAAAAAUAUUAUGUCCCCACAAAGGAAUCCUUCCACAAGAUCUAUCUCCUCAUCUGUGGCCUUCUUUAAGGAUGUCCCCAUCUCAGAGAUCUGCAGAGUGGUUAUGUGGGCACCUUUGUGGAACAUUGUGCAAUUGCUGGGGACUCUGUUUCUAUGCCAUCUUCAGCUCCACAGUACUAUCAUCAGAGCAAUAGUUAGCACACCUCAGAGGGAAAGGGACAAAACAACCUAUGUGCACCCCGAUCCUGAUGUAUGUGACACUUGGUGUAAGCUAGAGCCUUGGAACUGCUCUAAUUUAUUCUUAUCUGCCUUUGGUGCCAAGGGAUCAUUUCAGCAGGAAGGCAUUACUAGGACCUAGGAAUAACCCACAGCAACAUCCCUUUUGUCUCAGCUAUACCCACUUUCCAUGGGACCAGUAGUGGUGUAGCACAGGAGCCACUGAAGUGGUUCUAUUUCACCUGGAGGUUUGCCUACAGUGGAAAUCCAGUUUUGGUGGGAUAAUACCGCAGGGGACUGGAUCUGAGGUUUUUACAGCUAUUCUGUGCUGUCAGUCGUGCAAAUUAGCCAGAGCAGGGGCCAAGAUCUGGUCCUCGGUCUAGACUAUUUAGCUAUAACAAAGUUUUGUCAUAGACCUCAGUGAGAGCAAUUUCAUGCCCAUCGUAAGAACUACAAUAACUGUAAACUCUCCUCACUGUUGAUUGCUCAUAUCAAAUGAACUUACACUGGACAAACUUUUUCCCUAUUCUGUUCUAUCUGUAAUUUUAUAUAUAUAGAUUGUAGCAUACUUAAGAAAAAUACAUUUAACAUUAUGAAAAAGAACAAUUCUAUAUUACAAUUGUCGUACUUCUGCAUAGAAGCCUUCCAGAGAGAGAUUUGUGAACCUUGCUAUUUCAAUUUCUCUAUAUUUAUUCUAUAUUUUAUUUCCUGAUUUAUCCAAAGAAGCUCCCCAAUUUACACUCAUGUUUCGCUGAGAUUUUUUUCCUGGCAAUUAUUUCAUUUGUUGUUCUAGAUUGUCUUGAUAGUUUGCACUGUUAUGAGACCAACACCUCUCUGUGAAACAGUCCAUCCCCAGAAGCUGAAAAGCAACCACCUCAAGGCAAUAUAUAAACACUGUUUUUAUUUCCAUGGCUUCAGUUUUAAAUUAGCUCCUGAUAGACAUGUUUUGUAUGUCAAAGGUUUAUGUUCUAUGAUGUCAGAAUAUAUAAUUUACAAAUUAAAGAGCAUGUUUAUCGGUGUGCAGUUCAUGUGUCAUAGUCUUCAUGGAGUGAACUGCUUAGAACUUGACAUGCUUUCUGUGUGCUACAAAGAAUUAUGAUCCACUGCAGUAAUGGAGCGGUUGAUGAUACAGCUUUUAAUGUUGUACUGCAUGGAUAUUCCCAAUGUGAAGCAGAAGCUAUUUUAAAAUAUGUCUCAAUGUUAAUUUUAGCUAUUAUGUUACUGUCGAGUUAGAAUGCUAUCUUUAGGUAAGGAAGACAGGAUAAUACAUAUAUAUAUACACUUUUGCUCUACAUUCUUGCUAUGUGGUGUCUCUUCUUUGUAAAGUCCAUUUUGAAGUUUUCUGGUCUUUUAUGUAAAGUCACUCCACAUUCUUAGUUGUUUUUGUAAAUGUAUUUAACAAAUCUACUAUACAACAAUACAGGCACUUGGAUCAUCUGUUCUCCAGCAAUCUUAGUUUGGUUCAAC
Messenger RNA from Chelonia mydas (Green sea turtle), 4904 nucleotides. RefSeq names its product sperm tail PG-rich repeat containing 2 (gene STPG2). The coding region runs from base 120 to 1901 and encodes 593 amino acids. Lineage: Eukaryota; Metazoa; Chordata; Testudines; Cheloniidae. The transcript has 14 exons. The record is from RefSeq and is a predicted model, not a curated record.